This is a messenger RNA of Schistosoma haematobium, 1497 nucleotides long. It is a transcript of the gene CRLS1, whose product is annotated as cardiolipin synthase. The record is from RefSeq and is a predicted model, not a curated record. Lineage: Eukaryota; Metazoa; Platyhelminthes; Trematoda; Strigeidida; Schistosomatidae. Gene Ontology annotation, biological process: cardiolipin biosynthetic process. Gene Ontology annotation, molecular function: CDP-diacylglycerol-glycerol-3-phosphate 3-phosphatidyltransferase activity; cardiolipin synthase activity. The coding region runs from base 332 to 844 and encodes 170 amino acids. Gene Ontology annotation, cellular component: mitochondrion; membrane. The transcript has 8 exons.
UGAUAUUGGAUAUCGUACAUUACAGUUUACUGCCACCUUUAAAGAUGAAGGUCGUUUGGCACCUGAAGUCAUGUCGUACUUUUCACACCAGUGUACUUUGUCCUCAGUGUCGCUUGAAAUUACUUGAAAAGACAGUCGUUCACUGUCAUGUUUUCACAGUACCAGUAAACCACUUCUUUUCAACUCGUAAAAAAGAUGUAAUCUCUGAUAUGAUAAUUGCUACGAUCUACAGAAUCAACUUACGAUUUUCACGAUUCCUAAUUUAAUUACAGCUUCACGAAUCACACUUAUCCCUUUUAUUGUUAAAUCUAUUUUUUGCUGUGAUUUGAGUAUGGCUUUAGGUCUUACUAUCGUUGCCGGAUUCACAGAUACGUUAGAUGGGCUCAUAGCCCGAAAUGUGUCCAACCAGGCCUCAAAUGUUGGAAGUUUUUUGGACCCUCUUGCUGACAAACUUCUUGUGACUUCUUUGGUUUUGUCAUUGACAGUGAUGGAUUUUUUCCCAGUCAGUCUUGCCUGUCUUUUUAUUUUCCGUGAUUUGGGAAUAGUUAUCACAGUUUUGUCUCUAAUGUUCCGGAAUUUCGGUUCACUUACUACGAAGAUAUUCACCGAGAAAGUUGAAAUGAAGGCAUCAAAUAUCAGCAAGCUGAAUACUCUUUGUCAAUUAUCGAGUAUCAUACUUAGCAUGACAUAUCCUUUGUAUGGACUCCCUAACUACGAAUACCUAAAGGUUGUAUGGCUUCUUUCAGCUGGAACUACAAUUGGAUCUGGUUUAGGAUAUUUAAAAAGUUUACCAGAAUGGCGGAGACGGAUGGCUGAAAUCUCCACAAAAAACAUAGAUAGAUAAACUAUUUUAUUUUGUACACGGUUUUUUAAUCAACAAUUUAUAUCAAAUUGUAUCUCCUUCAACGAAAUGGUUGUCUUCAUUGUCAACAGUUUACAUAUAUAUAACAUGUUAUGAAAACUAACCGUUUGAUUGAAUAAAAUCCAGAGAAAUAAACUAUUAUAAAGAAAAUAAAUGAAAAUAUCCCAUAUACAACUUGAAAACAAUUAUCAUCUAUUAACUAAUCAUAAUUUACUCUAUUAAAGUUUAAUGCAUAAAUCUUAAUAUAAACCUAAAGAAUGAUUUCAUGUUAUUUAAAAGUCAGGUCGUCAUCUCUGUUCACUUUCAACUGAAUGAUUCAAAGUGAAUACACACUUACUAUAAAGUCCUGAAUUCUAUUUCUGUCAUAGUCUUAUGCUCUCGCAAUAAAUAGAAGAUUGAAGUUAUCAUUCUGACGAACCACUUCUAUUUCAAGAUAAUACAGUCAGAUACUGUUAUUACCUUUCGUAUAUAAGAAUUUAUCUAAAAGCUUCAUGGGUGAUGGGAAAGUCUCAAGUUAUCUUUAUUUUUUCCGAAUGUUCUUAGUAAAUUACAAUUUGGAUGGACAUAAUUGUUCUUGAUGAUUCUUUAAUCCAUAUUAACACAUUCAUUACUUUUUAUAUGCUCCGGUAACUACA